CCAAAACCAUCCGUGCGACGUACGGAGAAUUUCGAUGAUCUCACUCCGACCGGCCGGACCCUUUCUCCCUCAUUGAAGUUUUUAUGUGGAGCAGAAUUGGCUAAAAACAAAAGACAUUUAAGUAAGUGAACUAAUUUCUUUUAUCACACGUAAAAGAACAGAGGAAGUAACAACGAUGUUAUAUUGGGAUAACACGGAAACAAAUAAUGGAGGAGAUAGGGGGCGCUGACCAUCAGUGGUUUAAAGAUAGCUAUCAUUAGCUGGCUAGCUACCUAUGUUGGCGAAAGGAAAUGUUAGCCAUCGAGCUAGUUAGCAAGCUAAAAGGAAGUUCUCAAAAUGCUAGGAUAGAGAGCUAACCCUAAUUUAUCUGGCCUUGCUUGCCAAGAGCAAAGAGCCACGGUCCAUGGCUUUUGACGAAGAAACUGAAAUAAGGUGUCACAGAACAACCCUCUGUUACUUUCAAUUUGACACAAACCAUUUUUAUGUCCGCGUCCGCACUGAAUGGGAAGAUUUUGGCGGUAGCACUUCUUCCUAUUUCGAUGUUCGUUUACUAGCAGCUAAAAUUGGCUAGCUAGCGACAGCAGGCUAACUAAUGAUAGCGAGUUGUCUCAAAAUGGCUUCCUCGAUUGUGUAGCGAGCUUUUGUGAAUGAAUGUGUGGGAGUCCAUGUCUCUCACAGCCGUAUACACGUACACAUGUGUAGUUACGAAAAUAUUAUUUCAUGACAUGAAUUGUUCUACUACUUUACCUAUCCACAUUUUCAGUGUAAGCUAUCAAAUUAGAUAUGGUAUUUUAUUUCUGCUGUCUGUCGCUAACUGUUAACGUCAUUCAACUCUCCCCACAUCCGAACGUUCACCUGUCGUUCAACACUGGCUAACGUUAUCUCUGCUACCGUACAGGGGCCAAACAAAUCAGAUUUACAUCUGUUUACCUAAACAAAUCACUAUUUCGCUUUAACAUUCACCUUUGUCUUCCUGAAUGGUAUGUUUAGAGUGAUUUUAUUUACAGCUAUUCUGUUAUCAUAAGGUAACGUUAGUCAAACUGAGUCAUAACGUUACAGCUCGUAGUCAUCAUGACAUGAAUUCCCCAUCGGGGAUAUUGUACACUGUGUGUAACUGUAGGCAUCCUGCCACCUGGUGGCAUUCGUUUCUGUCCUUUUAACGUUACCAUUGACUUCGGUGGCAUUUCUUUUUUUAUAUAAAUGUCCUCUGCUCUGCUGUUUAUUCUAUUUCAGUGAAUCCUACCAAGUAGCCCACUCCUAUGAAAAGCUUGGAAAUUAAUGUGGUAAGAAAAAAUGAGAACAGAGAUGGAAAUUGUCUCACGCGGGCUUAUCUUUUUUGUAAUGGUGCUAUCCAAAAAAUAAUAUGGUGUUAGUUGCUCAUUCAUUAUCGUGUAUUAGGAUUGUUUGUGAGCUUAAGUGCAGUAGUUGCAUUAUCUAUAGAUAGAUAUCUAUAGUUGAUAGUGUGAAAACCAUAUAUUGCUUUAUUAGUUAUUAGUUGGGGAAGUUUAUGACAGAGUAACAAUAAUUUGUUUUGCAACAGGUAUUAAAAAGGAUAUAGUAUAUUUAUCAAAUGUUUGUGUGUGUGUGUGUGUGUGUGUGUGUGUGUGGUGACAGUAUUUCACAUAAGACAUAAGCCUAAGUCAUGACACAAGUUGUGUGUUUUGAUGUCAUCUCAUGUUGAAAUAUUGCUGUUGUCACACAGUAAGCAUAUUUUCUCCCUUUUAUCUGUUAUUUCAGGAGGAGGACGUUUUUGUAGGGUGUAGGCAUGCUAAUCUGUGAUUUUUGUGAGGCUUGUGUCUGAUUUAUGUUGCAGAUUGUUGGACUUCAAAACUACCGCCUUGAAAAAGGGGUGUUGUAACAUGAUUAGGUCAUAAUCCUAUCCUUUAGUUGUAAUAAGCAUGACAUUAACUACACUCACUUACACCUUUUUGUCACUACUGAUUUUUCUUUUUAUAGGUUUAACUUAAAUUGAACAUUUCUCACAAGGUGUGUGUGUGUCUGUGUCUGUGUGUGUGUGUGUGAGAAAGAGAGAGAUGUUGUGAUGAGUAUGAACACUAAUGUAAAGCAUAUCUUCUGUUCUAGCUCAAACAAAUCCCAAAUCACACACAUUACACACAAUUUGCGACUCCGUUUUCACUCUGUCCUCUCCUCUUCCUGGAUAUUGGCGCAUGGGCUGGCUACCUCCUUUGCUCCCACAGGUUUAUUGUCGUCAUGGUUGUGAAGUCAUGUACAGAUUGCGCAAUCUUUAUUUUGUCUGCAAUAAUACUGCAAGUGCUUCAUUGUCAGGUACCACCUUCGUGACCUGCAGAGAACGCUCGGCACAUGUGCUUGGGGAAGUCACUUUGGUGCAAAAAUGUUCUAAAAAUUGUUCGUUCGUUUCAAGCAACGUGUUGAUUGGUGCAGUUGACCCUAUAUGUUAUUUUGUGUCAUUGGUACACAGAUACAUUGGAGGACAUAUCAGUGGAUCACCCCAAGUCAUUUUUGAGAUUAGAGGGCAGCCCAGAAUGGGCGGGGAGAGGGCGGGCCUUAGGCUGCCCGGUGCUCGUACUAAAGUACGGGGGCGUGGCAGAAGGAGCGCGAGGGAAAGAGCCGCCGUGCUCUGGCCUGUGCCUCGUCUCAGGAAAGGUAGAGCACUGCUGCCUCGUAGACGACAAAAACCCCCAAACAAACGCAUCAAACCUCAGAAGCGCAGCAUGUUUCAGAAGGGCACCAAGCGAAAGUUUGCGGACGCAGGCGGCGAGGAGGAGGAGGAGGAAGAGGCAGCGCUGAGGACCGGCGUGGGCAUCGGUGUCGGGGCGCUAGCGGGCGAGGACCCCAUGAGCCUGCGGCUACUCUCGUCCUACAGCCUGCAGAGGCAGACGCUGCUCAACAUGUCCCUAGUGAAGCUGCAGCUGUGCCACAUGCUGGUGGAGCCCAACCUGUGCCGCUCCGUGCUCAUCGCCAACACUGUGCGCCACAUCCAGGAGGAGAUGACAUAUGACCUCACCUGGCAGGUAGGUGCGGCAGCCGAUGCCCUGAGCCAUGCCCACGCUCAGGCGGAGUGUCUGGCCGCCUCCGAUCGCCUCUGUCGCUCCGCCCUCACGGAGGAAGAGCCAGAGCAGCAGCCAGCCACGCCCUUCAACGCCAUUGGCUACGAGGGCUGCGACGAGGACGAGGAGGAGGAAGAGGAGGUGGUGGUGGACGAGGACGGGGACGUGCCACUGACGUCCGUGGCGUCGUCCGGCCCAUUCCUGCCCGGCAGGCUGGGCGCGAGCGCGGGCAUGGGGGUGGGCGCGGGCCUCGGCCCCCGCUGGCAAGGGGAGCCCAUGUGCCACCCGGAGGAGAUGGAGGACGCCGACGACUUCGGCAAAGGCAGCGGCGACGCCGACGACGAAGACGAGGAGGAGGAGGAGGACGUGGCGGCGUAUGACAGGACAGUGGCCGCCGGGGCGGCGCACGGCGACCGGCUGGCCAAAACCACGGAGCAGAUCUUCAGCCCGUUGUUCGAGACGAACAGACCCACGCCCGUCCCCGAAGCAGCGCUCGAGGAGCUUUUCUCGGAUGUGGAGGCGUCCUACUACGACCUGGACUCCAUGCUGACGGGAAUGCAGGGGGCAGCUGCAGCUGGCGCUGCUAGCGGGGGUGGGGGUGGGGGCGGAGGGGACACGGGGGUCGGGGUACCCAAGGGGACCUCCUUUGAGCUGCUGGAGAGCCUGAACUCCAGCCACACCCAGACCCACACGCAAACCCCCCUCAACCCCACCGCAGGCUGCAGGCCGGACCUCAGCGAGCUGGACCACAUCAUGGAGAUCAUCGUCGGCUCUUAAGACAAGCACAGCCAACCGAUCAAGACUGGGUAGUUUUAUGAGUGUGUGACGUGCGUGUGCGUGUGCGUGUGUGUGUGUGUGUGUGUGUGUGCGCGCUUGCGUUUGUGCACAUGCGUGCGUGUGUUUGUGUGCGCGCGUGUGUGAGUGUGUGUGUGUGUGUGCACGUGCGUGCAUGUGUGUGUCUGUGUGAAUGGGGAUGGCUUUAUUCGUACAGCCCUGCCCACAUGGAUUGUAUGAAAGGACAAAUGAGAUGCACCAUGAUUUUAUUUUACUCUUUUUUUUUUUUUAUACAAACUGAGAUUAAGCACGUAUGCUCUAUUUUUCAUAUCUUUUUAUAUAUGUUUUCUGUCUCCUGGUGUAUGUUUUUACUUUUGUUUAUUUAUUGUUUUGUAAUUUAUUGUUUAUCAUCGGACAGUGAAUUUACACUACAUAAAUUGAAUCUCAUAAAGUUGUAUAUGUGGAGAACAACAAAGAUAUUAAUAUUUCUCCUUAAUGAGCGACCAGAUAAAUAUAUGUCCCAUCCAGCAAGUAGAAACAUGUUUGUCUUUGUUUGUUUGUUUGUAAGUAUAUAUGUAUGUAUGUAUGUAUGUAUGUUUGUGUGUGUGUGUGUGUGUGUUUGUACGUGUGUAUGUUGAACGUCAACACGAUGCAAGGCCUGUGUACUGUUAUGUGUGCCCAGAGAAUGAGAUGGACACUGCCCAAUUAGCAGCAGGUUCUGGAAUGGACACUGCCCAAUUAGCAGCAGGUUCUGGAACUGACCUCGCCCACAUCUGAUCCAGAAUCAGCUGUACGGGAGGUGAUCUGUUCUAUCAUCAUCCACUGUCAGUUUUGAAGGGGAGUCUGCAAGGACGGUUGCCCUCCUGCUUCAAGUAUCAAGCAAUGCAAUUAUUGUUUUUUGCAAUUAUUGUCCCCCCCCCCCCACACACACACAGAGAGUAGUUAGCUCCACAGACUUCUCUGCUUCAGAUGGCAUAUAACAGUCCACCUUCUGCAGAAGGCUUUCAGAAGACUGUGCAAUACUCAUGAGUAAACAUUUGGGGAGAUCCUAAAGUGUCAGUGCAGAGAAUGCCCUGUAGUUUUCAGAAAACACAAGUGAACUCAUUUCUGGAUGCCUUGUUGGUUCAACUACUACAGUGCCCCAAAUUCCAUCUUCUUUUUGCGGUUUGAUUUCAGAUCAACUGCCCCAGCUCUGGAGACCUAUGGGUGAUCCUCAGAUCAUAUGUUUUAUUUAGAAUAUGUCUUCAUUCUAUGGAGAAAGGGAUAGUCUUUUAACUUGGUUACAAUUAACAUAAAACAUUUGAAAGAAUGGCGAAUUUUAAAGUAUUUAAACUGUUGCCUCUAAAAAGCGCCUGUUAACUUUAUGCAGUUGGAGGCCAUAUUUUAUUAUUUUUGUAUUGUUAUUUUUUACAAAAAAAAUGAUACUGAUGUGAAUCAUUUUAUCUGUAUUAUGUGGUUGCAUUAAGAGGUACAAAACAUUCUGCUUAUUUUUAGAUUGGAGUCAUGCAUGAGGUUACGCUUCUCCCCACCUUGUCUUCUCCAGAGAUCAGCAUUCCAUUCAUUCUUUGGAGUGCACCGAUGCGUCAGUUGUAUUAUUAAUUUCUCCGAUAUUCCGCUCCGUGUUGGUUAAGCGUUGCCGCCUUCAGAAAAGUUACUUUAGCAAUGAUUAUGUCCUGUGCUUAAGGAUGACUCCAGAUAACAUGUUAUGAUCACCGAUUCUGUGUGCCAUCUAACUAAGAAGGAAUUCUACCACUUGUAGGUCAUCAGUAACUGUAACACCACCGAAUGAUGUCAGGUCCAACAACAAAGACAGUAUGAAUUUUUAUAUUUCUAUGAAGAUUGUAUAUUGUAGCAACUUUGUAAAUAUUUUUUAAAAAUAAACUUUUGCAUUGCUA
Molecule: messenger RNA, 5698 nt
Organism: Alosa sapidissima (American shad)
Lineage: Eukaryota; Metazoa; Chordata; Actinopteri; Clupeiformes; Clupeidae
Product: cell division cycle-associated protein 4-like
Exons: 4
Coding region: 2169-3806 (545 amino acids)
Cellular component (GO): nucleus
Molecular function (GO): transcription regulator activity
Source: RefSeq, a predicted model, not a curated record